Molecule: messenger RNA, 816 nt
Organism: Pistacia vera
Lineage: Eukaryota; Viridiplantae; Streptophyta; Magnoliopsida; Sapindales; Anacardiaceae
Product: protein DOWNSTREAM OF FLC-like
Exons: 2
Coding region: 95-571 (158 amino acids)
Source: RefSeq, a predicted model, not a curated record
GUUCACUAAACUCCCUUAAUAUAUAUCACUCUACGUUGCCUCUCAACUUUCAGUUUUCUCCUUCAGUAACCAAAUCAGUUUCUUCACGGCAGCCAUGGCUAGAUUGUUGGUGCUUUUCGCGAUGGUUCUGGUCCCGGUGCUCGUGAAUGGACAGAAGACUCCGUUCACUGUCCGCGGUCGUGUCUACUGCGACACUUGCCGGUGUGGCUUUGAGACCUCUGCCUCCACUUACAUUCAUGGUGCAAAAGUUAGAAUUGAGUGCAAAGACAGGGAUACUCUGCAGCUAAAAUACAGCAAAGAAGGAGAGACAGACUCAACAGGAACAUACAACAUCCAGGUUGAAGACGAUCACCUGGAUCAAAUUUGCUACGCCAAGCUCGUUAGCAGCCCGAUGGCGAGCUGCAAAAUACCAGGUCCAGGACGAGACCAUUCCCAAGUCAUUCUCACUCGUUCCAAUGGAGCCGUUUCUAAUCUCCAUUAUGCAAAUGCUCUCGGAUUCCUGAGGAAUCAGGUACUCUCAGGAUGCGCUCAAUUUCUUAAGCAAUACCAGCUCCAAGACGAUGUUAUUUAGAAGACGGGAUCACGACCAGGAUUCUCUCCUGACCUGAGUUUUACUUGAGCAGAAAACAAAACUGUUUUAAGCGAUUCUAUUCAGGAUGAUCCUAAUUCUUAGAAUACUAUAGGAAGAGUGUUCUCUUUAUUAUGUUUCUUUUUACAUGAUAUGUAGUUUGGUCACUUCUGGUGGCAUUAAAAUCUAUGGAUCCGUUUGUUUUAUUAUUUUGAAUAGGAUUUUGGGAAUAAUAUUGGAUAGAUGAG